ACUGCAAGGUAAAACUGCGCACGCUGCAGUCAGUGUGUUACAGGAGGAGAAAAGCAGUAGCAAGGUAUGGCUGGCAGUUUCCAGGCUGAUUUCUCGUCCGUGGUCUUCCUAGCGGCCCUCUUUGGCUGCUGUUGGUCCGUCAACCCGGGACUUCGCACCGCUCUUACCAGCAAAGGCCUCAACUAUGCCUGCAGCGUGGGGAUCCCUAUUCUGGAGAAGGAGCUCUUGACUGUCGCCAUUCCAGAUAUCUCUGGGGAUGCAGACACACCUAUCGGCUCUAUCUCUUACUCUCUCUCAAACAUCAAGCUGGUGAGUUUCAAGAUCCCCACUGCCUCCAUCACCUCCAGUAGUGGAGGACUGUCGGCCCAGGCAUCUGGCAUCUCCAUCUACGUCACUGCUGACUGGCACUACCGCGAAGACAGCUGGCCUCAUAUAAGUGACAGCGGGUCCCUUGAUGUCUCUGGCAGUUCCAUAUCACUAGAGGUUGGGGUUGUGAUGGGAGCUGACUCUAAAGGCCAUGCGACCCUCUCUAGCACAACUUGCUCCUUCAAUAUCGGAAAUCUGGAUGUCCAUUUCAGCGGAGGAGCCGCUUGGCUCUAUAACCUCUUCUCUGACGACAUUGCUGACUCCCUCAAGGACUCUCUUCGGGGACAGGUAUGCGAUGAAGCCAAAAGCACCAUCAACACCCAGGGCAACGCAGCUCUGGAGACUCUGCCAGUCAUAGUCCAGGUUGACAGCAUCUCGGAGAUUGACUUCAGACUUCUUCAGAGCCCAUCCUUCACCUCUGAGUACAUGGAGACACUCCACAAGGGAGAGUUCUAUUCCAUUGCCCACCCUGUGGAGGCCCCCUUCACCCCACCCCCUCUCCCGCCCAUCGCCAACACCACCAAGAUGAUCUAUUUCUGGCUCACCGAUUACAUCGCCGAAUCUGCCGGCUUCGUCUACACCAUGGCAGGCGCACUGCAGUACAACAUCACUCCCGACAUGAUCCCUUCUUCCUUCCCCUUUAAACUUAACACCGCCUCCUUCAAGGCCCUUAUUCCAGAGCUCUACCAGAAGUUCCCCAACUGGCCGAUGCAGCUGGACCUGAACGCCACGAAGCCACCAGAUUUCACGUUCUCUCCAUCUCUUGGAGGGAACCUUACGGUGUUUGGAGACAUGGCAGUGGAGGUUGUCAGUCCCACCAACAAGAGCAUGCAGCUGGCCUUUGUCCUUGGACUGAUACUGUAUGCUGAUGCUUCAGUGGCUGUAAAGACAAAUAAAAGUGGAGGUGACAUUGCUACCUUCAAUGCCACAUUUCUCAAAGUCGAUAUGACUCUACUGGAAUCGAAUGUUGGAGAUUUUAACGUGGCAGUGUUACAAACAGUUGUUAAUCUGGUCUGCACUGGAUUCGUAAUCCCCACCAUCAACCGUGAGUACUCAGAAAUGUCUUCACGUCUUCUUCCUCUUUAUCCUUCUUCUCUCUCCUUCCCCUCCCUCUCACCUCAGAGUAUGGAAGUACAGGUAUACCAAUACCAACUGUUGAUGGAGUUACUCUUGUUAACCCCACCGUCACCUUUGGUCAGGACUAUGUUGUGAUAGGGUCUGAUAUCAACUACAUCCCUCCUCCAUCCCUCUACAACAGCAAGAGGCAACACUAGCCAUGCACCAGCACUGUUAACUGCAUAAGUUGUAUUAGGUGUAUACAUAAUAGUGUGUGUUUAAAGGACUGGAGAGUGUUUUAAUAUUGUUAUAAACAUUGCGUAUGUGAUGUAAUUCCGCAUGUGGUGGUCUUUUUCAAUUUUAAAUAUCGCAACACACAUGAAGACAUGAUUUAACAAAACUGAAAGCAAACAGAAAUCUUACGAUAAACACUAAAACAACACUUUCAAAGUACACCAACACGCCUACCCCUCUAGUACAACACAACACACACACACACACACGAUAUAUAAUUCACACACGCACGUUACAAAGUUUGUCACAUAAAAAUGUGAAAAAACAAACAUAUGAUGUGGCAAUAGAUAACUCAGAGCUAAUAGUCUGCAGGUAGUAAGGUAUGAUAGAAAGAGGAGAGAGCGAGAGAGAGAGAGAGAGGCUCAACAAAUGAGAGAGCUUUAUUGGAAGCAACACAAAUGGUUAGACUGGCAGUCAUGGGGGAAGGCUGAGUGGGCGUGGCAAACAAGGGGGCGUGGUCAGAUCACUGUCCCAUCGUCCGAGAGGCCGGUUGACCCGGAGCCGGUACUAGCUGUUGGGAGAUAGUCAGAGCUGUGAGAGAGGGUUGUUGUAGGAGGGGUGGGGGUGGGGUUUGCCGAGCUCUCUUCGGCCGAUGUCUCACUGAGGAUCUCUGAUGAGUGACCCCGUCCACUGCGAGAGGUGAGGACUGGCGAGCGUGUGGGAAAAUAGGUCCCCGAUGACGCGACCGACGGCAUCGUCUUCAACUUCCUCUUUUUGUGCUUCGACUUGUCCUGGUUCCCGUGCUUGGCCGCCGAUGCUCCGGCGGUGGGUGAGGCCUUGUGUUGCUUGUGGAGGGCGGAAGAAGAAGAGCGGAGGGCGGGGAUGUCGGAUACGGAGCGUUCGCAGGGUUGGAGCGAAGAGAGGUUGUGCCCGAGUUCACGCUCGGGGCUAAAGGUCGGGAGAGAGACAGAGUCUGAUGUCGGGUGUGGUCGGGCGGAGCCAAGCGACGUGUGACUGCCCUCCCCGAGCUGUCUGUCUGGUUCACUGGUACUGCUGAUUGUGCUGGCGUUCCGCUGGUGGACCACAGAGGAGGGAUCCGACUCCAGAGAGAGAGCGUCACUUGUGUUCAUUCCUUCGUUGCUCGAGUUGGUCGGGGAGGUGUUGUUAGAGAACGCCGAGUCGCUACGGUUACGGAUGAUGUCACGGGGUCGCGAGAGGGUAGAGGGUUCGGACCCUGCAGAGGGAGCAGGGGACAUAACGACCUCCGAUUCCCCCAUCGCAGAAUCAUUACUGGAGUAAUGACGAUGUCUCCUUGCCACUUCGAGAUCAUCACUGAUGUUGACUUGGAGACUGUCCAGUUCUCGAAUGGCGUCGUCCAGCGUCUUCUCUGUGUCGCUGAGGGAGCGGGAGCGUCGCCAGGAGGGGGAGGAGCCGGGCGGGACAACCAGGCGCAGCGUGGAGGUGGGCGUGCUCCCGGGGGUCACUCGUCGAACCCCGUCUGACCCUUGGUCCAUACACUUCCUCUUCAAUAGAGUGUCCACUCCCUCAGGGUCCAUUGGCUGGAGGGCCUUUAUCGCCUGGUCAUACAGCCCCGCUGGUAUGGUGAAAAUGGAGGUGUGCAUCCGAAUGAGAUCCUCCAUGACCUUACACACCGCCUCCAGCUCUUCCUGGUCCUGCUUGACUACCUGGUAGUCUGGUUUCACUCCCGCCGUCUUCCUCUGCUCCUUAUGUAGAAUGUUGGGUCCCAUGAUGAGCCCUAGGUUCUGCUCUGUCAUUCUGUUUCCCGUCUCCUGGGUCCCGUCGAUGAGGAUGAUGCCGUCGGAGUGGAGGGCCACGCGGGAGAGGAACUGGAGCAGAGCCUGGAGCGUGUCUCUGUUGGCAUGGGGGAGAAGGAGGCAGAACAGACGCAGCGCGUCCCUUCGCUGAGCGGAGCUGGACAACUCUGCAAGAGGGGUAAGGAAGGAGAGAGGGAAGGGAAGGAGAGGGGGAGAAAGGAGUAACGCAAAUGCAGGUACAGUGCAUCCAGUUGAAGCAGGGCCAAGACCACCCACCUACUGGAGGGCCAUAACUACCAGGUACCAUCUACAGGUCUACCACCGUGACAACCAGCCA
Geodia barretti is the source of this 3768-nucleotide messenger RNA. NCBI's taxonomy places the organism in Eukaryota, Metazoa, Porifera, Demospongiae, Tetractinellida, Geodiidae. The record is from the annotation of a GenBank genome assembly.